Fonsecaea multimorphosa CBS 102226 is the source of this 1683-nucleotide messenger RNA. RefSeq lists its product as uncharacterized. NCBI's taxonomy places the organism in Eukaryota, Fungi, Ascomycota, Eurotiomycetes, Chaetothyriales, Herpotrichiellaceae. Gene Ontology annotation, biological process: amino acid transmembrane transport. The transcript has 3 exons. The coding region runs from base 1 to 1683 and encodes 560 amino acids. Gene Ontology annotation, molecular function: amino acid transmembrane transporter activity. The record is from RefSeq and is a predicted model, not a curated record. Gene Ontology annotation, cellular component: membrane.
AUGGAGCAUGAAAAGCAGCUCAAAACAGACGGCGCCGUCGACGUCGAUGUCGACGUCCUGGAUCGCACCACUUCCGGCAUCCAACAAGGAGUUCUCUACGAAAAUGCUGACAACUUACACCGCCGCCUGGGCAACAGACAGAUUCAGCUGAUGGCCAUGGGAGGAAGCAUUGGAACCGCCAUCUUCAUCAGCAUUGGGAAUGCCCUCGCUGCCGGCGGCCCGGGGAGCUUGUUGAUCGCGUAUACCCUCUACACGCUGGUCUUGAUCUGUAUCAACAACUGCGCUGCUGAAAUGACCAUCCAACAUCCUGUGUCUGGAGGCUUCAUCCGUCUUGCCGGCAAAUGGGUCGAUGAUGCACUUGGAUUUAUGGUUGGAUGGAACUUUUUCAUCUACGAGGCACUCCUGAUACCUUUUGAGAUCACGGCGCUCAACCUCGUGAUACAUUUUUGGACCGACAAGAUCCCAGUCGCGGCAAUUUGCGUGAUCUGUAUCGUUUGCUACGGUGCUCUCAAUAUCUUGGCCGUCCGGGUCUACGGAGAAGCCGAGUUCUGGCUGUGUAGCGGCAAAGUACUCCUGCUUAUCAUGAUGUUCUUCUUCACCUUCAUUACCAUGGUCGGCGGCAACCCGCAAGGCCACGCGUACGGAUUCCACAGCUGGAAGGUCGCAGGUGCCUUCGCGGAGCAUCGAACGACCGGCUCCUUAGGCCGCUUCGAGGGCUUUUUAGCCUGUCUGUGGUCCGCGUCCUUUACGAUUGUUGGACCCGAGUACGUCUCGAUGGCGGCGGCGGAAGCGAAACGACCGCGCAUCGUCGUUAAGAACGCUUUCAAGAUGGUCUACUGGCGCUACUUCUGCUUCUUCGUUCUUGGGGCGCUCUGUGUCGGGAUCGUGGUUCCAUGGAACGACCCGACACUACAAGCUAUCCUCGCUGGGACGAGCUUGAAAUCCGGCGCCGCGGCGUCGCCCUACGUUAUUGCUAUGACGAACAUGGGCAUCGGCGUCUUGCCACACUUCGUCACCGCGCUGAUCUUGACCUCCAUCUUCUCGGCAGGGAACACCCUCACCUACUGUGGGACGCGGUCGCUCUACGGUCUCGCCCUAGAAGGUCGUGCGCCUUCGAUCCUACGCCGGACCACGAAAUCGGGCGUGCCUAUCUAUGCCCUUGCCGUCACUAUGUGCUUCCCAUUCCUCUCCUUCCUACAAACGUCCAACAGCUCCUCUACCGUCCUGACCUGGCUGAUCGACCUAAUCACCGCAGGCGCCCUGAUCGACUACCUCGUCGUGUGCAUCACUUUCCUCUGUUUCUACCGCGCCUGUAAGGUCCAGGGUCUCGACCGUAGGAGCCUGCACUAUUUUGGCUGGUUCCAGCCAUACUGCGCCUGGAUUGGCGUUGUCACUAUGAUCAUUGUCCUCUUAUUCUACGGAUACACCGCCUUCGCGCCCCCGACCGUCGCCGCCUUUUUCCAAAACUACACCAUGCAGCUCGUCGCCCCGAUCCUCUACCUCGGCUGGAAGCUGCUUAAGCGUACCAAGAUGAUCAAGCCCGAGGAAGUCGAUCUGGUCUGGGAAAGCCCGGUCAUCGAUGCCUAUGAGGAGGGUUUUCAGGGCGAGGUCGUUGGAUUCUGGACCGAGAUGGCGCAGAUAUUCAGGUUCAGGAGACAUAAGAAGAAUAGCCAGAAGGACUGA